Trichoderma harzianum CBS 226.95 is the source of this 867-nucleotide messenger RNA. RefSeq lists its product as hypothetical. The record is from RefSeq and is a predicted model, not a curated record. The coding region runs from base 1 to 867 and encodes 288 amino acids. Lineage: Eukaryota; Fungi; Ascomycota; Sordariomycetes; Hypocreales; Hypocreaceae. The transcript is spliced from 2 exons.
AUGUCGAAGCUGUCGCCGGGAUUGAAAGCGUUGAUCAACGCGCCGUUUGCGAGGCCCGGGCCCUGCAAGGUCGUCAAGGGAGCGGCGGUUGUCGGGGAGCUAUUUCGCGGCAUUGCGAAGGAGGCGAGGGGGAGGGGGGUUGGGAACAGGGCAUGGUUGGCGAUAUCUGCCGCUGCAACAUUCACCCUCAACUCGCCUGAUGCGCUCUCCAUCCUCCACAGCAUUGCCGCAGCUGAGAGAGGAGGCUCACAGACAGCCCAAGUGCGCACCGCCGAGUUCAUCCGCGAAGUUGGGCUCAAAUGCAUCUCCUUCAACGGCAUCCCUCGCACCAUCAACUGCCUCAACGCCUUCCACGCGUCGCUGCCUCGCGACAUAACCUCCAAGCUAACCACAGAGCCCUCGAGGACGCUGAAAGCCGACAAUGUCGAGGCCGUCAAAGCCAGAGGCAGAGGCCUGUGGGACUCGAUCUACGCGCCGUUUGAAGAUAAACUGGUCGAUAAGUUGGGGACGUCGCAUCCGGAUCUGCCUGUGGUGAUUCUAAACUGCCAUUAUGGACCGCUAUUGAGUGAUCCUGAUGGGAGGAGAGGCGUGGGGAGGGUUAUGACGAGCCUUGUGGCGGUGGCGAGCUUGAGGGCGCAGACGGGGGUUGGGCUGCAGGUGCUUUCGCAUGUGUUUGGGUUGAGGAAGGCAAUUGAUGAUGGCUCGUUUAGGGAUGAUUUAGUGGUGGAGGAGGGGGGAGAGGAGGAGAGGGAGAGUGAGGAGGGUGUGAGGUGGUUGGCUGGGGAUGAGGGAGGGGAAUGGAUGUUGAAGACGGUGGAUAGAAUCGUGGAGGGAUUGGGAGGAAGCAACUUUGCGGCAAAGCUGUGA